ACAACGUGCUGUUUAAAGAUCAUCAUCUGCUGAACGCGCAUUUGUGUUGUCUGGUCCGUCCAUCCACAGAUCGAUAUACCCGCCUUUUCGACCAUAUUUCAUCCCCCAAUUGACCGAACCUCGAACUGCACCUCGUAUAGCACCAUUUCAGGCGCUAACCAAUUCAUGAAGCUGUACUCUAUUUUCUUGCUAUUCGGCUCACUAUGUAUCGCGUUUGGUCAACAGGAUGAAUGGGAACGCGAGCGAGAUGUUGAAGAUGCCUGUGCGAACGUGAAGUGUAGGCAAGGGGAGUGGUGCAACCAGGGACGCUGCGAAUGCUUGGACACUUGUGCGUCUGAUUGGAACAACUUUGACCGAAAAUUAUGUGUGGAUGGCAACACCUACAGACACGAAUGUGACCUUUGGCGUAAUCAGUGCUAUUGUCGAACAGGCGAUUCUCGGUGCGGUGGAGAAACGUUUAACAAUCAUCGUGCCAACGACGACGCUGUGAUCAAAUAUUUCGAUGAAUGUCGAGAUCUAACGGAGAUGUGCGACUGGGAACAACAAGAAGAUAGUUUCCCCAUCAGACUUGGUAUUUGGUUUCAGGAGCUUUUGAGACAAAAGUGGUCUUCCGGAAGCGAUCAUCCGGAUGAUGAGAGUCUUCUUCGUCCAAUGGACAGUAAGGCACGCGCAGCCACAAGCAAACUCAUGUCACCCAGCACAAUGGAUCGAGCGGAGAGUGGCGUGAUCAGCUACUGGUUCUGUGAAUUGGAUCGACGAAAUAAAGGGAGCCUGGAUGAAAGAGACUUGAGUCUGUUGUACCAAGUUCUACUCCCCUCCAAUGCGUGUUUAGAAACAUUCAUGAACCGUUGUGCAAGCUCUGGAUCGAUCUCCUUCGACCAGUGGCAUAACUGCUUUGAUGUUCCGCGAGAGGAACGAAUCGAAUGCAGCCGAUUCAAGUGAAAGGGCAAACGUGAGGACAUCCUAACUUCAUGUCAGUCCAACAGUAUAGCAAUACCAUUGAUUCACUCACAUUCUGUACUCCCUUCAUUACACAAAUAACCCAUUCUGAAAACAUUCAGCA
Opisthorchis viverrini is the source of this 1063-nucleotide messenger RNA. RefSeq lists its product as hypothetical. Lineage: Eukaryota; Metazoa; Platyhelminthes; Trematoda; Opisthorchiida; Opisthorchiidae. Bases 166 to 942 code for a protein of 258 amino acids. The transcript has 9 exons. Gene Ontology annotation, molecular function: calcium ion binding. The record is from RefSeq and is a predicted model, not a curated record.